Pleuronectes platessa (European plaice) is the source of this 902-nucleotide messenger RNA. RefSeq names its product microtubule-associated protein RP/EB family member 1. Bases 1 to 477 code for a protein of 158 amino acids. The transcript has 3 exons. Lineage: Eukaryota; Metazoa; Chordata; Actinopteri; Pleuronectiformes; Pleuronectidae. The record is from RefSeq and is a predicted model, not a curated record.
AUGGAGGAGGAGGCGUACUGCGUCUUUAACUGUUUUCUUUGCACGCCCCCUAGUGGUUCGCGCACCUAUGGCAACACGAUGGCCAUCGACUCCACUGAGCCGGCUGGAGCUCGCGCGCUAUCGACGGGAGGGCACGGGGUCUCGCGCACGCAGGAAGCAGCUCUGAACAAACAGCAGCAGGGUGACGUUUCCUGUUGCAGCGAGGAGGAGGAGGAGGAAGAGGAAGGGGAGGAAGAAGAGGAAGAGGAGGAGGAGGAGGGUAACCGAGGUAUAACCGACAGGGAACAGGAAUCAGCCGUGCACGAGCCGAGCAGGAAGCGUCACGAGCAGGAGAGGAGGAGUAUCCCUCCGCCAGAGACACUGAACAUGUCUGUAACAUGUGAAAUAAACAUAAUCAAAACUCAACAUGGAGAAGCAGAGAUCAUCGUUCAAAGCAACGCUGAAGACUUCACUGCGUCUGCCACGGCCUUUUGUUGAAUCCACUUAUUACCCACUUCUUGAUGCUGUUCACAGACUUUGACUUGCCCUGUUAAUGAUAGAUCCACUUUAUACUUUAUACAGCAGGGGUCACCAACUGGAGGACUCCGGUCCAGAUCCGGACCGUGAGAGGUUUCCAUCCGGACCGCGACUCUCCAUUAAAAAGAAAAAAGUAUAAAUACAUUUGACUUUUAAGAGACUUUUAAUCAGGCAUAAUGAGGCCAGCCCGGUGGAGCUGCUUGGGUUCUAUGUGUUGUCAUCAUAUCCUGUGUAGCCGGGUGGCUGGGUAGAGAGAAGCACGGAGACGGGGACACACGGAUGAAGGUGAAAUAUGGCGUUUUCAAAAGUUAGGAAAGUUGACAUUGAAAACCGAGUCGGUGAGGACGAGGAACUAAAUGAGCUCAAAGCCCAGUGAGCGAUCUGGC